UUCCUCCUCACCUUCUUUCCUUCCAAAUGGAGUCCCUCCUCGCCGCCACCUCCCUCCCGGCGUUCGCGUUCUCGCCGUCGUCCCUCUCGUCGUCGCCCCACGUCGUACGGGCUCUCGCCGGUGCCGCCACGGCUCCCCGCGCAGUCUGCUGCGCCGCCGCCAAGGACUCGAUCCUGUACGCGCUGGAGCACGACGAGAUGUUCAACUCGGCGGAGGUGAUCCAGUGGGAGAGCGGCAAGUCCAUCAACUCCAUCGCCGCCGCGCAGGGCAUCCGCAUCCGCCGCCGCUGCCGCCCGCGCUACCCCUCCGAGGGCUCCGGCGCCGACAAGGCCGUGCCCCGCAACAUCCUCGAGCAGAUCAUCUGGGACAAAGAGGUCGAGGUGUCCCAGAGGAAGGCCAAGAAGCCACUGCAGAAGGUGAUCGAGUCGAGCCAGCACGCGCCGCCGGCCAGGGACUUCGUCGGGGCGCUGGCAGCAGCACGCCGCCGCAACGGCGCGCCGGCGCUCAUCGCCGAGGUGAAGAAGGCGUCGCCGAGCAAGGGCGUGCUCCGGGCGGACUUCAAUCCGGUUGAGAUCGCGCAAUCCUACGAGAAAAACGGCGCCGCUUGCCUCAGCAUCCUCACAGAUGAAAAGCACUUUCAGGGAAGCUUUGAGAAUCUCGAGAACGUGCGGAACUCCGGAGUAAAGUGUCCUCUCCUCUGCAAGGAGUUCGUCAUAGAUAUCUGGCAAAUAUAUUAUGCUCGGUCAAAGGGCGCCGAUGCAAUUCUGCUGAUUGCUGGUGUUCUGCCUGAUCUUGACAUCAAGUACAUGCUUCGCAUCUGUAAGAACCUCGGAAUGACGGCUCUGAUCGAGGUCCAUGAUGAAAGGGAGCUGGACCGCGUGCUCAAAAUAGAUGGCGUUCAGCUUAUCGGCAUCAAUAACAGAAGUCUAGAGACGUUUAAGGUUGAUAUUUCAAACACAAAGAUGCUGUUGGAGAAAUGUGGUGACAUCAUAAGGGAAAAAGGUAUUUUGGUUGUUGGUGAAUCUGGUCUUUUCACGCCUGAAGAUGUUGCAUAUGCGCAGAAUGCUGGUGUUUCUGCUAUUUUGGUCGGAGAAUCAUUGGUGAAACAGGAGAACCCCGGGCAAGCCAUUGCAGGGCUAUAUGGAAAGGAACUUUUGCACUGAUAAAUUGAGAUCUGUUGCAGUCAAUGUGUGUAGAGAUAUCUGCAGCGGAUAAAAGGCUUACGACUUAUUACAAGCCCCAAAUGUAAUUAUGAAUAAGAGCUAUGCUUGAUAUAAAUAUAAUUUUAUUUGUUCUCAUU
Messenger RNA from Oryza brachyantha (malo sina), 1300 nucleotides. RefSeq names its product indole-3-glycerol phosphate synthase, chloroplastic-like. Bases 27 to 1163 code for a protein of 378 amino acids. Lineage: Eukaryota; Viridiplantae; Streptophyta; Magnoliopsida; Poales; Poaceae. The transcript has 10 exons. The record is from RefSeq and is a predicted model, not a curated record. Gene Ontology annotation, molecular function: indole-3-glycerol-phosphate synthase activity; phosphoribosylanthranilate isomerase activity. Gene Ontology annotation, biological process: L-tryptophan biosynthetic process.